Messenger RNA from Lagopus muta (rock ptarmigan), 3848 nucleotides. RefSeq names its product membrane associated ring-CH-type finger 8 (gene MARCHF8). Gene Ontology annotation, cellular component: early endosome membrane; cytoplasm; late endosome membrane. The transcript has 8 exons. Gene Ontology annotation, biological process: antigen processing and presentation of peptide antigen via MHC class II; immune response; protein polyubiquitination. Lineage: Eukaryota; Metazoa; Chordata; Aves; Galliformes; Phasianidae. The coding region runs from base 1084 to 2790 and encodes 568 amino acids. The record is from RefSeq and is a predicted model, not a curated record. Gene Ontology annotation, molecular function: MHC protein binding; zinc ion binding; ubiquitin protein ligase activity.
UCGGGAGGAAACGAGAGCCGAUCAGCUGGGUGGGAGAGGCGCUGGUUUUGCGCUGCGUUUGUUUCGGGAGACGACGCGAAUUUUCAUUCUGGUAGCGAUGUGGAAUGGAGGCGAGCGGAGUGAAAACUUUACGCAAGGUGUGCUGUCAUAACCCGACCGUACGGAGCCGUGCGGCUGAGUGACAGGCGAGGAAAUAGCCCAAAUUCUUUCAUGCCUCCAGGAGCUGGGAGCAGAUAAAAGUACUCCUCGGGUUGUUCUCGAGCGUAACGCUAACUUCAGCACGCCGGGAGUGCGAUUCAGGCUAAAAGCAGAACGUACGAAGCCGAGCUUCGGGCUGCAGUGUGAGAAAGAAACCGUGGCACCGCCUUUGGAACGGGCAAAGUGCGUGUGCCCCUGAACAGAGCCAGCCCGCAGCAACCCCGCUGCAACAGCUCGGUAGGGAGUUGCUCUGGCAGCAACAGCAGCUCGCUUUGAGAACGUCUGCCUUUAGUUUGAGUAGCGUCAGGCCAGACUGGGGUUGAACCUGCCACGGAUCAGCAGAGGAAAAUUUUCUUUGGAAAAUGCUUAUUUAUCAAGCCUAUAUUGUUUUCUUUGAUACCUGUCAAUGACCCUGAGUUCCUACUGACGUGUUGUGUUGUGCUGAGCUUGCAUCUGGAGCGGGACAGCUGGGAACACCAAGGAUCCUGGCUUAAGGGUGUGUGCCUGCUGUGGAACGUCGGGAGCUAUGACCCAGCUGUUGAUGCCAUGUUGCCCGGAGCAAGCCUGGCACUGUGCUGUCAGAGCCAGACCUUCCCUGGGAUGUCACUGUGCUGCAGCUGCUGGGACUGAUAGGACUAAUGAAGACUGAGCGACUGUUUUCACUGGGGACUUUGUGUAACUUUGGUUACAUCCGAUGGGAACCUAAAAAGUUCAGAAUUUGCUGUUUGUUUGUUGUGGUGUUUAGGGACGCUUCUUUAACUUGUCCUUCUGCUAGCUUUAGUCAGCAGGUGUGCUCAUAGAGGUGCAAGGCCUGACAAUGGCACUGAAUGAGUACUGCCUUCAAGCCUCCUUCCUGUAAGUGAUAGGACCAAACAAGGCGGUGUGAUGAACAUGCCACUGCAUCAAAUCUCUGUCAUUCCAGCUCAGGAUGUUACCUCUUCCAGAGUCUCCAGGAGCAAGACCAAAGAAAAAGAAGAACAGAAUGAGAAGGCUUUGGGGCAUUCUGUGAGCCGCUCUAGUAACAUCUCAAAGGCUGGAAGUCCAACCUCUAUCACAGCUCCCCAUAGCUUCUCUCGGACUUCUGUUACGCCAUCCAACCAGGACAUCUGCAGUUCCAGUGCAGUGUUUUCUGAAUGUUGUCAUCACAGUCCAGUGCAGUCUGCUGUUGUCUUGAAAAAUCCUCACUGCCAGAGUUCUCUGACACAAGGGGUCACUGUGACAGUAAUCUGUCAGGACACGUUACAUGCAGCAAAGAGAAACUCCCAUGGGCAGGAUCGGGGCCAGGCGCUCAGGGCUGCUAAGAAUGUAAAGCCCACCCGCACUCUGAAAUUCUCCAAGUCCCUCAAUGACGUGGACCAGAAGGCACAGAGCACCGGUGAGUGCUUUGACUACGUGGAGCGAACAUGCUCGGAAGGCAAAUUGACCCCGACUCAAGAGCAGUGUUUGAGGAUUAACAAAUUUCAUCUUAAAGAGAGGAAAUCGCUGAAUCUCAGGCCUCUUUCUUUUAGCAAUUCUAAACACUCCUACAUCCCUUCCCUUUCCAACUAUUCGAGUGCAUCAGGAGGAGCAGAAAACCGCAGCGCUGUACAUAUCCCCUUGCUGGAGGACAGAGUGGACCAUGACACCUCAAGAAGCAAAAAACUGUUGCGUUACCUUUUUUCCUUCUCCCACACCUCCAGCACCAGCAGUCUGCAUAAGUUCCACGAACUGGAGAGCUAUUCCAGUCACUUCCAAGCUGAGAAAUCCUCCAGCAUGCUGGUGGAAAGCACAGACUUCUGCUCUGAGGACAUGGGAGAUGAUGACGUCUUUGAGGACAGCACCUCAAUGAAACUGAGAACAAAAGAGCAGCGGGCACCACUCUGUUCGGUUGAGAAGGACAGUGACCUUGACUGCCCUUCCCCCCUCUCAGAAAAAUUCCCCCCUCUCUCCCCGGUGUCUGCAUCGGGGGAUACCUGCAGGAUAUGUCACUGUGAAGGAGAUGAUGAGAGCCCUUUGAUUACCCCCUGUCACUGCACGGGAAGUCUUCAUUUUGUGCACCAAGCCUGCUUGCAGCAGUGGAUCAAGAGCUCAGAUACACGAUGCUGCGAACUCUGCAAGUAUGAGUUCAUCAUGGAGACAAAGCUGAAGCCUUUGCGAAAGUGGGAGAAGCUGCAGAUGACAGCCAGCGAGAGGAGGAAGAUCAUGUGCUCUGUAACAUUCCAUAUCAUUGCCAUCACCUGCGUUGUGUGGUCUCUGUAUGUCCUCAUAGACAGGACUGCUGAAGAGAUUAAACAGGGACAGACUACUGGGAUUCUAGAAUGGCCAUUUUGGACUAAGCUGGUUGUUGUGGCUAUUGGUUUCACUGGAGGACUUCUGUUCAUGUAUGUACAAUGCAAAGUGUACGUACAGCUGUGGAAGAGACUUAAAGCUUAUAACCGAGUAAUAUAUGUACAAAACUGUCCAGAAACUAGUAAAAAGAACAUUUUUGAAAAACCUGCACUAAUGGAGCCAAACUUCGAAAGUAAAGAAAUGCUUGGGGUUCACCAUUCAGAUACAAACUCUUCACAUUACACAGAGCCAGAAGACUGUGCUGCAGAAAUCCUUCACGUCUGAUUACUGGGUGGGAGGAGUAAUUCUGUAUGUCCUUGAAGAUUUAAAAUAUCAUUGUUUACUGCAAGCUGCUCUACCUUUUUAAAAUUGGCUAACAGCUGAGGGCUGGCGGAUGACUUUUUUUACAUUUGUGUUUUGUUGGAAUUUUUUAAAAUCCCUUCAGCAUAUCUAUUAAUGUUAUCAUGGUUGUGUACCUCUCAACAUUGUCUCACGUGCUGACUGAUCAAAGAGCCACAGGUAGCUGGGUAGAAUGAGCCUCGGUUGUGGUAUCAAGCAAGCCACUGGUGGACUGUCAUCAACUGCAUAUGAAGUCUGUUACUUUAGAAUAUGACUCUAAAUGAUUGUGGAAGGCAUGUAGAGUAUGGUUUGGUUGUUUUUUUUUUUUUGUUUGUUUGUUUUUCUUGAGCAUAAUGAAGGAGGUUGUCCCAGAUGCCGCAGGAAAUGAGAGAGCUAGAGUCUAAUCUACCGCUAACACUGCCACUAACAUUUUUUCUUAGGCAGCAGGUGUAACAUUAUGCUUUACAUAUUGUGAUGAGACUCACAAAGCAUAUAGCACUUUUAAAAAUCUUUAUUUUAUGAUGUGUAUGUCCAAUGAGAAUGAAACUUGAAAGAAUGUGUCAUUUGCAGAACAUUUCUUCAUUCUUUAACCCAUCCAUUCUACUAGAACGUAAGCCUCUUGCCUUAUUUAAAAAAUAAAAAUAAAUUCCAAUGCAUGAUUUCCAACACAUGCCCCCAUUAUCCUACUAAACAUAACACUAAAAAUCUGCCUCUUUGGCUUUCCUUUGAGGAGCAAUUCUUUUUGAAGGAUAUUGCACUCGUGACAUGUGGAUGUGUACAGUGUUCAUUUUCAAUGAAUAAGGGUUUCAAUGCUCUAUUUUAGGGAUUGGUUUUGCUUUUUUGUUUUUAACAGGUCAGACCAUCAACAAAUCUCCGUAUAUAUACCUAACAUAACUGUCAUUCCAGAUCAUUGGUAAAAGGUUUGCUGGUAUACUGGUGAAAAUGUGAGCUGUUGUGGAAGAAAGAUAUUUAGUCAAUACAGAUGAAAUUGGUUUUCUUUCUUU